Molecule: messenger RNA, 637 nt
Organism: Mus musculus (house mouse)
Lineage: Eukaryota; Metazoa; Chordata; Mammalia; Rodentia; Muridae
Gene: Tmsb10
Product: thymosin beta 10
Exons: 4
Coding region: 232-366 (44 amino acids)
Biological process (GO): actin filament organization
Cellular component (GO): cytoskeleton
Molecular function (GO): actin monomer binding
Source: RefSeq, marked validated
ACACCACACAUACAUUCAACAAAACCCCAAGUCCUUCCCCGCUGCCCCCCCCCCCACGCCCUUCCCGCGGGGUGAGCAGCAGGCUCCUGGGUACUAGGAAAAGGAGAUAUAUCAAGAAAAGAGACCACCGGGAGCUGGUGCCUGCCACCCUCCACGCGGGAUCGCAACGGCAACGAGAGUGGGAGCACCUGGAGCGCGAGCUCGGAAGGAGAAUCCACGAGUUGUAAGAAAAUGGCAGACAAGCCGGACAUGGGGGAAAUCGCCAGCUUCGAUAAGGCCAAGCUGAAGAAAACCGAGACGCAGGAGAAGAACACCCUGCCGACCAAAGAGACCAUUGAACAGGAAAAGAGGAGUGAAAUCUCCUAAAAGCCUAGGAAGAUUUCCCCACCCCACCCCACCCCGCCCCAUCAUCUCCAAGACCCCCUCGUGAUGUGGAGGAAGAGCCACCUGCAAGAUGGACGCGAGCCACAAGCUGCACUGUGAAACCCGGGCACUCCGAGCCGAUGCCACCGGCCCGCGGGUCUCUGAAGGGGACCCCUCCACUAAUCGGACUGCCAAAUUUCACCGGUUUGCCCUGGGAUAUUAUAGAAAAUUAUUUGUAUGAUUGAUGAAAAUAAAAACACCUCGUGGCAUGGUU